Molecule: messenger RNA, 1263 nt
Organism: Colossoma macropomum (tambaqui)
Lineage: Eukaryota; Metazoa; Chordata; Actinopteri; Characiformes; Serrasalmidae
Gene: syt5a
Product: synaptotagmin Va
Exons: 9
Coding region: 1-1236 (411 amino acids)
Biological process (GO): regulation of dopamine secretion; cellular response to calcium ion; synaptic vesicle endocytosis
Cellular component (GO): axon; dense core granule; synaptic vesicle membrane
Molecular function (GO): clathrin binding; phosphatidylserine binding; calcium-dependent phospholipid binding
Source: RefSeq, a predicted model, not a curated record
AUGCGAUUGGUCAGCCUGCAGCAGCGCGUGCGGAGGGCGGCGGAGCCCGAGGCAGAACCCGCCCCCGCCCCUGCCCCACCUGCUCCACCUUCCCACCACAGCCACAACUUCCUGAACAUGAAGAACAAGUUCUUCAAUGAGCUCGGACACCUUCCAAACCACAAGAUCAAAUUGCCCAUGUGGGCGAUCGGGGCUAUCGUGGUGGUGGGCCUCGCCCUGGUCGGCUGCUUUGCCUUCUGCAUCUAUAAGAAGUGUCUAGGAGGGAAGAAAAAAGCAAAGAAAGUGCGCGAGAGGAAGGCUGGACGCCGGCGGAGGAAAAAGGAGGGCGAGGAAGAAGAGGGCACGGAGGAGGCUAAGCCAGAAGAGGGUGAGGAAAAAGAGCAGGAAUUCUUUGGCAAACUGGAAUACACUCUGGAUUAUAACUUCACAGACAAUCAACUCAUUGUCGGCAUUCUGCAAGCCCAAGACCUGCCUGCUAUGGAUAUAGGUGGCACCUCUGACCCCUAUGUCAAAGUGUACAUGCUCCCGGACAAGAAGAAGAAGUUUGAGACCAAAGUCCAGCGCAAGAACUUAUGUCCUGUUUUCAACGAAACAUUCAUAUUCAAGAUUCCUUUCAACGAUCUGGCCGGGCAGACUUUGGUAUUGCAGGUGUUUGACUUUGACCGCUUCGGUAAGCAUGACGUGAUUGGAGAGAUUAAAAUUCCCAUGAACAGCAUUGACCUCGGACAGCCUAUUCAUGAGUGGAAGGAUCUGGUGGGAGGAGAGAAGGAAGAGCAAGAAAAGCUGGGUGACAUCUGCAUCUCCCUGCGAUACGUCCCCACCUCUGGGAAGCUCACUGUCUGUGUGAUGGAGGCGAAAAACCUGAAGAAGAUGGACGUGGGUGGUUUAUCAGAUCCUUUCGUAAAGGUGGUUCUGCAGCACAACGGGAAACGCCUGAAAAAGAAGAAGACGACGGUUAAACAGAACACGCUGAACCCGUACUUCAAUGAAAGCUUCAGCUUUGAGAUCCCCUUUGCACAGAUACAGAAGAUCCAGGUGCUGAUCACAGUGUAUGACUACGAUAAGCUGGGCAGUAAUGAUGCUAUUGGGAAGUGCUGGAUUGGCUAUGGAGCCAGCGGAGUUGGCCUGCGCCACUGGUCAGACAUGCUGGCCAAUCCCAGACGCCCCGUGGCCCAGUGGCACACCCUGCAGCCGGAGGAGGAGGUGGAUGCAGCGCUGAAGGCUCCCAUCCGCUAAACGCACAGAACACUCACAUCCGCUCCA